Penicilliopsis zonata CBS 506.65 is the source of this 756-nucleotide messenger RNA. RefSeq lists its product as hypothetical. Bases 1 to 756 code for a protein of 251 amino acids. NCBI's taxonomy places the organism in Eukaryota, Fungi, Ascomycota, Eurotiomycetes, Eurotiales, Aspergillaceae. The record is from RefSeq and is a predicted model, not a curated record. Gene Ontology annotation, biological process: mycotoxin biosynthetic process. The transcript has 4 exons.
AUGUCCACCAGUCCAAUGAUAUAUCAAAUUGGGGAUACUGAGCUGCUCGAGCAGUUUGUUGACCCAGUUUCAAACCCCAAAAUAGCCAUCCGAAGACUUCAGAAGGCGUUGUUCAUCCACCGAGCGCUGGUGAUUAUUCUAGGAGUCUUCUGCAUAGCGCAGUAUUAUCUCUCCAAGCCCCCAGGAUCGAACUUAGAGCAUCCCCCUGUGUUCUCGCCUGCACAGCAGGAAAUCAGUUACCGGACAGUUGUAUUUACCAGCGGCUUCGGCAGCGGGCGCACAAUUUACCAAGGGCCCCCGUCUCCUGAACGGGAUGCUGCAUGGAACGAGCUCUACGGCUUUGGCGUGAGUCGUAUUCCGAAGAGUGAUGCCGCUCAGCUUGUCAACCGAACUGUCCCAAUUCCAGAUGAUCCAGGGUACUACGUCGUGAGCCUGAAUGUUUUUCAUCAACUCCAUUGCUUGAAUAUGCUUCGAAAACGAAUUUGGUCCAAAGAAGACUUCCCAGCAGACCACGAGCUCAUGGGAAUGGAGCAUAUUGAACAUUGCAUUGAUGCAUUGCGACAGAGCCUCAUGUGUUCAGCCGAUAUAACACCUCUUCCCUGGGCAUGGGAUGCUGUCGCUCAUCAGGCGAAAGAGGUUGCAGAAACUGCCCACACCUGUCGAGAUUUUGACAGGAUCAGACAAUGGGCUAUUGACCGAAGGAUAAAAUACUUUGAUAGGACAUUGUUUGUUCCAGACGAGCUAGCAGCACACUAG